Messenger RNA from Aspergillus steynii IBT 23096, 932 nucleotides. RefSeq lists its product as uncharacterized. The record is from RefSeq and is a predicted model, not a curated record. The coding region runs from base 218 to 832 and encodes 204 amino acids. The transcript has a single exon. NCBI's taxonomy places the organism in Eukaryota, Fungi, Ascomycota, Eurotiomycetes, Eurotiales, Aspergillaceae.
UAUCCCCCGAGCACAUUCUCGUAAAUGCCAUACAUGCCAAGAACCCGCGUGACUGGUUAUCCGAUCGUUUUACUCAAGGAGGAGAACGUCUUAUCAGGAGUCGCCCCUCGCUUAACCCGUUUGGGCCGCCGGUCUCCCCAUAUCGGAGGGACUGCCAAGUCAUUCAUUCGCCAGGCGGACGAGGGGAACUUCUGCCGAAUUCAAUCCCAUCCCGAUCAUGCGACUCCCAGUCACCCUCCCCGUCUGUGGUCUGCCCGCAAUCGGACACACGCAGUCUGCUCCCAUGUCCAUGCUAUACUAUACAGUCUAUACUAUACUGACGGCCUGGUCUCCUCCGCUGGACCCGGGGAAUCGGAUCUCAAGUCCGAGAUUAAAGUUAACGUUUUGGGCCCAACCCAAAGCUUUUUCCCUGUCGGUUCCAUCGCCACUCCGGACGGAAGGGACUAACCCGCUUAGUGGCCAAAUAGUGCCCCCGUCGGCAAGGGAUUUAUCCCUUCUCCUCCCACGGAGUAGUAGAGUCUACUACGGAGUACUGCGUGCUCUCUCUCUGUCCUUCGGUGCACGACCCAAGGUUGGACGGCGUCUCCACCCCCCGGUCGCAGGAUCGGCCGCCAAGCACCCGACUAAUGCAUCUUAUUUCGGCUCUUGGGUACGGCUGUCUCCAUCCCCAUGCGCCCGCCCUGUCCUCUCGUCCCAUCCUUGCGUCGGUCGGCCUGCGCUCAUGCCUUUCCGUUUCGUGUCCUUAUUAUUAAAUCCACUAUCGUCCUUAUCUUCGGCGCUAAUCCCAGUGGCCCGUAGCCUCGCACAGCAAAUGCCUUCCCCGCAUCGGUGAUGCGACACGCCUCACCCCCGACUAAUAGACUGCGGCCUUCUCCUAUCUAUCCGCCUGUCCCGUGUGGGGGAACACCCUCCAGAUUCGAUUUCGCACCGCU